Eimeria necatrix is the source of this 1392-nucleotide messenger RNA. RefSeq lists its product as hypothetical. The record is from RefSeq and is a predicted model, not a curated record. NCBI's taxonomy places the organism in Eukaryota, Apicomplexa, Conoidasida, Eucoccidiorida, Eimeriidae. The transcript has a single exon. Bases 1 to 1392 code for a protein of 463 amino acids.
AUGGAGCCUGCGCAGGCCGGGUCUUCGCCUAUUCUGGCCUCCUCCGGCGACUCCCCCCGCAGCAGAGACUCCCGCAAAGAAAAAACUGUCUUAGAAUUGGCAGAUCAUGGCUUAUUUUUGCCGGUUUCCCCUCGAGAGCUCCAGGCGUCGCUGGGUUCCCCGCUGCUGGCGCUGGAGCGCACAGCCACCCCCCCCGAGUUCUCCAGAACUUCCUCCAGUGGACCACUGGUCACCCCCCCGGCCUGUCCACUGCUGGGCCCCGAGGACCACCGCCGUGUCCGCUUUCGGGACUGCGACGAGGAGUGGCUGCUGACGGACGAGCUCUCAGUGGCCAGCACUUCGCUGCGGGCCACAGAAGAGGCUGCUCUGGGGGACGCAGCAGCAGCAAAGCUCGACGACGCCUCCCCUGCUGCUGCUGCUGCAGCAGCAGCAGCAGCAGCAGCAGCGGCAGCAGCAGCGGCGCAGCCGCGCGGCUGCAGGUCUCCCCUCGCCGCAGCGUGCAGUGUACGUACACCUGGGACCGCAACGCCGGGCCCCGCAGCAGCCCGCUGCAGCAGCCCCGGCAGUCCUUUUGCUGCUGCAUCUCUGGCAGCUGCGCAUUCAUUUCUUUACCAGCAGCAGCUCAGCAGCAGCUCAGUGGACCUUGCUGCUGCCCACUGGCUUCCCGCUGCGCGCUGCAGCAGCAGCAGCAGCAGCAGCAGCUCUCGCUGCGGCAGCAGCAGCAGCUCUCGCUGCGCGUCCCUGAACUACCCAGCCCGCGCCGAGUCGCGCUCGCCUCCACAACCACCCCAACCAGCAGCAGCAGCAGCAGCAGCAGCAGCAGCAGCAGCAGCAGCAGCAGCAGCAGCAGCGGGGCCCCGCGGCCGCCGCCACACAGCCCCCGGGGCCCUGCGAACUGCCCUCAUUCGCUCCGCCGACGGCAGCGUCCACCGCCGGCCCCUCCACAGGCCUCCUUUGAGUACAACUCAGCCCCCGAAGUCUUGUGUGCGGCUGCAGCAGGAGGGGGGUUUAGCUGGCAGCAGCAGCAGCAGCAGCAGCAGCAGCAGCAGCAGCAGCAGCAGCAGCAGCGGCAGCGGCGGGGGCUGCGGGGGCGCUGCAGCGCGCGGCAGCGCGGAGGCCGCCGCGCCCUGGGCCGCUUCCUGGGGGCCCCCCGGGGCCCCAGUGGGCCCUCCCCCCCCGCCGCUCUCUGUCGGGCCCGGGGCCCCGGUUCUCCCGGUUUCUAGACCCUGUGGCUGCUGCUGCUGGGGCCCCUGCUGCUGCUGCUGCUGCUGCACCUCUGGGGGCCCCUGGGGGCCCCUGGGGGGGCCCCCACAGGCCUUACCAGCCACAGCUUUGCCAGCCCGCUGCCCUGGUAGAUAUUGCUUGUUGGGACUUCGAGUGAAAUGCAAUUAA